This is a messenger RNA of Cherax quadricarinatus, 835 nucleotides long. Its product is annotated as cuticle protein 7-like. Gene Ontology annotation, cellular component: extracellular matrix. The record is from RefSeq and is a predicted model, not a curated record. NCBI's taxonomy places the organism in Eukaryota, Metazoa, Arthropoda, Malacostraca, Decapoda, Parastacidae.
GAAGUGUAGUAAUUUAAUUCAUUUAUCAUAGAGAAUUGUUAGCUUAAUUACACAACAUUACACACAGUAGGAACUUGGUUGGUGACAGGAUGGGUAUGGGGUGCAUAAUAAAGAUAUUAAACUAACUGACAGUGCGACCUUAGUAAGUUAAUUCAGACACAUUUAGAUAGUGUGACUGAUUACAAUUAUCUUGCAUAAUAAUAUGUGUAAAUUACCUAGCAUAACCUAAAAAAAUCAAAGUAACUUGUUUCCAAUUUGGUCCUUGAGCUUGACUGACUGAGAAAUGUGAGGCUGGUGACUGGGUGUGGCUGGAGGUAUAAAAGCAAGCUGGAGGCCAGGGAGGAGACAGUGUCUGCUCACAUCACAUAAGUUAACAUGUUCACCUCUGUGUUGUUGAUGUGCAUGCUGGUGGCUGCUGGUGUGGCUCUUCCAGUGGGCUAUGAUGUACCCAUCCCUUACAACUUUAAUUAUGGGGUGAGCGCCGGAGACACCAACUUUGGUCAACAGGAGAGUGGUGAUGGUUCUAACGUCAAGGGUACAUACUAUGUGAACCUUCCUGACGGUCGUGUGCAAACUGUGGCUUACUGGGCCGAUGGUAGUGGUUACCACCCAACAGUGACCUACCAGGGCACUGCUAGUUACCCCAGCUAUGCUCCUUCUUACGGCUACCACUGAUAUACAAGCCAAACACAUCUUCAAUAUUUCCUCACCCUGAACACUCAAUAAGUUAGGCGUCUUCUUGAUAUAAUGAACUUUGUUAAAAGAUGUUUUAAUGAUUGUUUUCUUGGCAAAAAUGAGGUCCCUUAUAUUUGAAUAAAAUUUGGGAUUUAAUAUA